GCGUGAGUAUUGUAGUGCAGCGGGAGGCGAGUUACAAGUGGAUGGGGAAUUCAGCGAGGCUCUUGGGAAGAUAGGUUGACAUUUUGUUCACUUAAGCGUCCGAAGCCUACUACCGAGUAUCGAUGAGAUACGCCUGUUGGUUCGCAAAUCAGAGUAUGCAGCUGCAGCUUCAGAGAUGCCCUAGUCGGAUUCAUGACCUACUGUGGAAAGACCGGAACCCUCCACCAUGAAGAGGGGGGACCAUUUGUGACAAAUUAUAGUUUUAAUCUGGAUGACCUCUAUUGUUAGGUUUUGAGUACCAUCACAGUAAUCAACCAGUCAUUUUUACAGUACCAGUGGUUAUUUUUCUUACAAGCCUUGGAAAAUAGCUUGGCAGCCUGAUGGACAAUCUUUGUUAUUGCAACUGAUCUCCCCCUCUUCAGAUGGACUAUUCAAUUUCACAUCUGAAAAAUCAGAUAGUUGGAAAAUAAUUAUUCAUGUCAGGGACUGCUGUUGCCCCAGCACUGAUAAUAGCAGAGGACACCUGACCUGAGAUAAGCAAAUGGAUCAUCAGGAGCUGAAAGAACCUGUGAAUAAUGUCUCUCUCAUUAAAGAUGAGCUGAACCGAUCCAACAUGGGCACCAGUGACUCAGAAAAAGUCAUCAAGCAUCUGAACGAGGAGCUUCAAGAGGCCCAGGAGUUCUCCAAGACAGGAAAACUGAAAUGCAUGGAACUGCAAGGGCUCCUGGAGGAAGAGAGGCGAGCCAACAAGCAGCAAGCUGGCGAGUCUGCAAAACAGAUGAAAGUCCUACAGGGCCAGCUGCGACAGCUACAGGACGAGCUGGGGGUCCUCAGAGAGCAGAAAGACAGCGAUUUCAUGAGUUCCCAAGAUGAACUGCACAGAGCACGAGAAGAAGUGAAGACACUGCGUCACGCCCUGGAUGCUGCCACCGCCGAUCGGGAGCGGGAGGUUGCUGCUGUCCAGAGUAACCUAGCAACCGUCUCCAAGGAGAUGGAGAAGUGGCGACAGACGGCCAGCAAGUACGAGCGUGAGAUUAACGGCCUGCAAGGUGACCUACAGCAGCAGAGCAAGCAGUGGCAGAAGGCUGCAGAGUCACAAGCAGCUGAACUGGAGUCUAUACAGAGGGAGUACACCAGCCUCCAGAGGGAGGUGUCGUCCCUGCGCUUGGAGAAACAAGAGGUGCUAAAUAAACAUCAGAAGGAGUGUGCUGCCCUCAGGGUGGAAAAGGAGGAGCUGCUCAGGGCUUACCAGAAGGAGAAGGGGAACCUACAGAAUGAGAGUGCAGUCAUGUGCUCAGAGAAAGAGGCCAUGCUGAAGAAGCAAAUGGUGUUAGAGAAGGAUUUGGCCAGCUCGCUUGCCCAGAGUGCUGAGCUGAGCAGCAGCCUGAAGGCCCUGGAGCACCAUCAGGGGGAGAUGGAGAAGAGGUUGGGGGCCCUGCAGGAGCAGCACCUGCAGGACAACACCAAGCUUCAGAGCCAGCUGGACCAGUCAGACGGCCGCACCAAGGACCUGCAGAGAGAGUAUGAGGAGACACAGACCGAGCUGUCAGACCUGAAGGAGAAGUUUGAGACGACUGAGCAGGAAAAGCAGUCGAUCACUGAUGAGCUUGGGGAGUGUAAAGCUGACCUGAAGAUGCAGCGGGAGAAAGGAAACAAAAGUGGGUGGAUCGUCUGGGUGCCUCAUGCAGUUGCCAUGGUAGCGACUAUGACUGCUGCCGUGCUCUACACCAGGACCUGAGUGUGACACACAGACACACACACACACAAGGAUACAUAUAUGAGUACAAACAUGCACACAUACGUACAUAUGGUCAGACUUCUGUACACUAAACCCAUUUCCUCCUAAUCUGUUCAGUUAUUUACUGAUGUUCAGAUGUUGUAGCAAGGAGAGCCCUUUAGUUAAAUACUUAUAUAGUUUAACUAGAGAGAAAUUAGAGAAGUGAAUGUCAAAUACAUUGUACAAUAGAAGACAACUUCAAUCUUCCUAAAGUUAUAAUAUCAGGAACUCAUACAUUUGUUUUCUUCUUUAUGUUUUACAUUAGGACUCUAAUAUUAUACUGUAGGUUCUUCUGCAGUAUAAUAUUACUGCAGAAGAACCUUCUAGCCUUCGAGGUCCAACUGCCCGCAUCACUUUAUUUAUUUUACUUAUUUUAAUUUUCUGCAUUGCAACGCCUAGGCUAUGUGUGAAUACAUGGUGAAUGAUCUUAGAUCAUUUUCAUACACUCAUAAUUGUGGUAAAAAGGGUAAAGGAACACCUAGAGAUUAAUGCUGAUCUUGAGCCCAUAAACUGCUAACUAUUCAGUAGGCCUACCUUAGAAUCAAUGUUUGCAUGCAUUUUAAACCUCUAGGAUCAAUUGAAUUAUCAUCCAAUUAACUUCUCUGCAAAAUAUACUGUAAUUCAAGCAUUGCUUUUUCCAAUAUAAAUAAUAGUGCAAAAUGUACUGUAUAUUGUAAAGAUAUGGAAAGUGAUAAUAUAGUUAAUUGAGUUUUAAGUUGAACUAUUUGCUCUAAAAUGUACUGCAUGUGUGACCUCAAUUAAACAUUCUAAAUCUCA
Coregonus clupeaformis (lake whitefish) is the source of this 2554-nucleotide messenger RNA. RefSeq names its product sarcolemmal membrane-associated protein. NCBI's taxonomy places the organism in Eukaryota, Metazoa, Chordata, Actinopteri, Salmoniformes, Salmonidae. The coding region runs from base 542 to 1738 and encodes 398 amino acids. The transcript has 10 exons. The record is from RefSeq and is a predicted model, not a curated record.